AUGCGUGAGAUUCUUCAUAUCCAGGGAGGACAGUGCGGAAACCAAAUCGGUUCCAAGUUCUGGGAAGUGGUUAACUGCGAGCACGGCAUCGACCAGACGGGACGUUACCAGGGUGAUUCCGAUCUUCAGCUCGAGAGGGUUAAUGUGUACUACAACGAGGCGAGUUGUGGGAGGUACGUGCCUCGCGCCGUUCUCAUGGAUUUGGAGCCUGGAACCAUGGACAGCGUCAGAUCUGGGCCCUACGGUCAGAUCUUCCGUCCCGAUAACUUCGUCUUCGGUCAGUCCGGAGCCGGAAACAACUGGGCUAAAGGUCACUACACCGAGGGAGCCGAGCUCAUCGACUCCGUCCUCGAUGUCGUCCGCAAAGAGGCCGAGAACUGUGACUGCCUCCAAGGAUUCCAGGUGUGCCAUUCGCUAGGAGGAGGAACUGGUUCUGGAAUGGGAACUUUGUUGAUAUCGAAGAUCAGAGAGGAGUACCCAGACCGUAUGAUGCUGACAUUCUCUGUGUUCCCAUCUCCCAAGGUCUCUGACACCGUCGUUGAGCCAUACAACGCAACACUCUCUGUGCAUCAGCUCGUUGAGAACGCUGAUGAGUGUAUGGUUCUUGACAACGAAGCCUUGUAUGACAUUUGCUUCCGUACUCUCAAGCUUAGCACUCCAAGCUUUGGUGAUCUGAACCAUUUGAUCUCUGCGACCAUGUCCGGUGUAACCUGCUGUCUAAGGUUCCCUGGUCAGCUAAACUCUGAUCUCCGGAAGCUAGCUGUGAACCUGAUCCCAUUCCCUCGCCUUCACUUCUUCAUGGUUGGAUUCGCUCCACUCACAUCUCGCGGAUCUCAGCAGUACCGUAACCUCACCGUUCCAGAACUCACCCAGCAAAUGUGGGACGCCAAGAACAUGAUGUGUGCUGCUGACCCGAGACACGGUCGUUACCUCACCGCCUCAGCCAUGUUCCGCGGCAAGAUGAGCACCAAAGAAGUCGACGAACAGAUGCUCAACGUGCAGAACAAGAACUCCUCCUACUUCGUGGAAUGGAUCCCGAACAACGUCAAAUCCACCGUCUGUGACAUCCCACCGACCGGUCUGAAGAUGGCUUCGACGUUCAUUGGUAACUCCACGUCGAUCCAGGAGAUGUUCAGGCGUGUCAGCGAGCAGUUCACUGCUAUGUUCAGGAGGAAAGCUUUCUUGCAUUGGUACACUGGUGAAGGCAUGGACGAGAUGGAGUUCACUGAAGCAGAGAGCAACAUGAACGAUCUUGUCUCUGAGUAUCAGCAGUAUCAAGAUGCUACGGCUGAUGAAGAAGGAGAGUAUGAAGACGAAGAUGCUGAGUACGAGCAAGAAGAAACUUAUUGA
Messenger RNA from Microthlaspi erraticum, 1350 nucleotides. NCBI's taxonomy places the organism in Eukaryota, Viridiplantae, Streptophyta, Magnoliopsida, Brassicales, Brassicaceae. The record is from the annotation of a GenBank genome assembly.